Messenger RNA from Nicotiana tabacum (common tobacco), 972 nucleotides. Lineage: Eukaryota; Viridiplantae; Streptophyta; Magnoliopsida; Solanales; Solanaceae. The record is from RefSeq and is a predicted model, not a curated record.
AUGGUCACUGUUAGAUCAGUCAUUACAGUAGCAGCAUCUAAACAUUGGCACAUUUAUCCAAUAGAUGUGCACAAUGCAUUCUUGCAAGGUGACUUAUUUGAAGAGGUGUACAUGCAAGGGGGAGUCCAAGAACAAAGUGUGCAAGCUAAAGAAGUCGCUCUAUUGCUUGAAGCAAGCUUCAAGACAAUAGAACUUGAAGCUGACAGAAUCUAUGUAGAUGACCUCCUAGUUACAGGAAACAAUCCUAAACUGAUUCAAUCUGCUAGGGAAAAUCUGCAAAAGAAAUUCAAAAUGAAAGAUUUGGGGGAACUUAGAUUCUUUUUGGGCAUAGAAUUUCCUCGCAACAAGGCUGGCAUUCUGAUGAAUCAGAGGAAAUAUGCACUUGACUUGAUUACUUAUUCUGGUCUAGGGGGAGCUAGGCCAGCAUCCACUACAUUAGAGUGCAAUCAAAGGCUGACUACAACAGAAUAUGAUAAAGUUGUCUUGGGUUCUGAGGAUGCCACAAGUGCAGGAGUCAAGGACCAUGUGUUUCCUGACCCUGAACCUUAUCAAAGGAAAUCAGUUACAGGGUAUCUAGUCAGAUGUAUGGCCUCCAUAGUGGCAGAAGUGUCAUGGUUAGUAGGACUAUUCAAGGAAUUGGGAAUCCAGAUUCAGCUACCUAUUCCGUUGAAUUGUGACAGUAAUGUAGCUAUUCAGAUAGCUGCAAAUCCUAUUUUUCAUGAGCGGACAAAACACAUUGACAAUGAUUGUAAUUUUAUGCGAGAGAAGAUGCAGCAGGGUCUCAUCCAAACUCAUCACAUUAACACCAAGUUGCAAUUGGCAGCUAUACUCACUAAAGGUCUAUGGAAGGGUGGAAUUUGGGCAGUAAGAACCAGUUUCAAAGUAUCAGGGAACUCAGGAGAACAUAGAGUUCCCCCUGAGACUAUGCCUUAUCGUAACAAUAGCUUACAUGGUCAGAGCAUUAAGAACUAG